Molecule: messenger RNA, 1500 nt
Organism: Rhodofomes roseus
Lineage: Eukaryota; Fungi; Basidiomycota; Agaricomycetes; Polyporales; Fomitopsidaceae
Product: CMGC/CLK protein kinase
Exons: 8
Coding region: 1-1500 (499 amino acids)
Biological process (GO): protein phosphorylation
Cellular component (GO): nucleus
Molecular function (GO): ATP binding; protein kinase activity
Source: RefSeq, a predicted model, not a curated record
AUGCCCACGCCCCCCGCAACGCGCAAGCGCAAGCGGGCCCCCCACCAGUACACCGUCAGCUACAGCGAGGUCCAGGAGGUCGACAGUGCCGGCAAGGUCCGCGACGUCAUUGUCAUCGACGACACUCCCCCACCCACGACGGCUUCCCCAUCCACAACGCACAUGUUCUCGGCGUCGUAUCAGCCCCCGCUGUACUCCGCCCCCAUUCGCACACGGGCUCGCGCUGCCCAGGAGGCCCAAGCGUUGUCCACGAGCACCUCCUCUGCCACGCUCCCCGGACCUGCUGCCAAGAAGCGGAGGCGGGAUAUCGCUGAUGACGCAGGCACUGUCGCGAAGAAGCCCGCCACAAGCCAUCUGCAGCAUCAACUUGUCGCGAACAAGUCAAUCGCUAGUGGCAGCGGCGCUACUGUCGAAGAGGUCUCGAAGGAGGUCUCUUGCGACGACAAGGAAGGCCAUUACAUCGUUGUGCCCGACGAUAUCAUCCACCGUCGCUAUCGUACGGUACGGCUCCUUGGACAAGGGACGUUCGGCAAGGUAGUCGAGGCAUUCGACAUCGAAACGAACAAGAAGGUAGCUAUCAAGAUCAUCCGAGCCAUUCCCAAGUACCGCGAUGCAAGUAAGAUGGAAGUGCGCGUCCUACAAAAGCUGAAGGAGAAAGAUCCAAGAAAUAACAACAAAUGUAUCCAUCUUAUACAGUGGUUCGACCACCGCAACCAUAUCUGUCUCGUCUCGGAGUUGCUCGGGAUGUGUGUCUACGACUUCCUCAAGGAAAACGCGUUUGCACCGUUCCCUCGGCAACACAUACAGUCAUUCGCGAAGCAGCUCCUCGGCAGUGUAGCAUUUCUUCACGACCUUCACCUCAUCCAUACUGAUCUCAAGCCGGAGAAUAUCUUAUUGGUUAACAAUGAUUAUCGGGUCGCUCAGAUCCCUAUACCGGGCAGAGGACGUAAUACAGGAACAAGAGCAAAGAGGGUGCUGAAGUCUACGGAUAUCCGUCUAAUCGAUUUCGGCUCGGCAACGUUCGAGGAUGAGUACCAUUCCAAUGUCGUAUCGACUCGGCACUAUCGUGCACCUGAGAUUAUUCUUGGUCUUGGGUGGUCGUACCCAUGCGACGUCUUCUCGCUAGGAUGCAUCCUCGUGGAGUUCUACACUGGGAUGGCCCUGUUCCAGACACACGACAACCUCGAGCAUCUAGCCAUGAUGGAACAGGUGAUGGGCAAGAUGCCGGACCGUUUCGCUCGGCAAGGUGCUCGCACGAAGCCAGAGUUCUUCAGGGAGGGCAAACUCGACUGGCCCAAACCGAAGGUCUCACGGCAGAGCAAGAAGGAUGUGCGUGCUUGCCGGAGCCUGCAGGAAAUCAUCCCUCCGAAAGACAGCAUCAACGUGAACUUCCUCGAUCUCGUCAAGAGGUUGCUGACUUUCGACCCUGCACUCCGGAUAUCCGUGCGAGACGCGCUGGCCCAUCCCUACUUCUCGCUAACGGUCCCGAACGAACAAUGA